UCUAGGCAGAGAGUGGUGUUUUCGUGUUUUACAAUGCGCUUUUCGUAUACAUGGUGUGGUUGAGAUUCUACGUGUACAAAUAUUAACUGCAGUUUGAUUUCAAGCGAAAGAUGUGGCGCCUGGCGAAGGUUUUGAAAGAUACGCGACAGGUCGCCCUAAAUCGUUCUACCUCGUGCCUUUGGAAAGCUACUCGCAAUGAAUCUAGCACGUCUAAAGAUUCAGAUGUGAAAGAAGUUCCCUACAAUACAUUGCAGACAGAAGAUAAGCGAGCUCCAGACAGCAUCCCAGCAGAAGCUGAUGUUGUUAUUAUUGGCGGAGGUUCUGUUGGAUCCAGUACACUUUACCACUUGACCAAACUUGGGGUAAAAAAUGCUGUCUUAUUAGAGCGCGAUCAGUUAACAUCAGGAACAACCUGGCAUAGUGCUGGGCUGGUUUGGAGGUUACGUCCUAGUGAUGUGGAGGUGGAAUUGUUGGCAGCCACAAGAGUGCUUGCAAGGGAUGUCUUGGAACAAGAGACUGGACUUUGGGCUGGAUGGAAUGAAAAUGGAGGAUUGUUCAUUGCCAACAACAAAGAAAGAUUGGAUGAAUACAAGAGGCUGAUGACACUUGGCAAGGUAUAUGGUGUUGAAUCAUUUGUUCUGAGUCCUAAAGAAUCCAAAGACCUUUAUCCACUGCUGAAUGUGGAUGACUUAUAUGGAACCCUCCACAGCCCUGGUGAUGGAACCAUUGAUCCUGCUAGCUGGGCUACUUCACUUACAAGAGCAGCUGUAAAGAAUGGUGCUCAGGUGUUUGAGAACUGUGCUGUUACUGGAAUUCAAACAGAAGUCAGUGACUUGGGAAUUAAACGAGUUUCUGCGGUACAGACUCCGAGUGGUACCAUCAAAACAAACUGUGUCGUCAACUGUGCAGGGGUGUGGUCACCAUAUGUUGGUUCUUUGUGUGGUGUCAGUGUCCCUCUGGUUGCCAUGUACCAUGCAUAUGUUGUGACAGAGAGGAUUGAGGGAAUUCAGAACAUGCCUAAUGUCAGAGAUCAUGAUGCCUCAGUUUAUCUCAAGCUCCAGGGAGAUGGCCUGUCUGUUGGUGGAUAUGAGCAUAAUCCAGUUUUCUGGGAUGAGGUCAGCAAUAAAUUUGCAUUUUCCCUCUUUGAUCUUGACUGGGAUAUAUUCAGUGCUCAUAUUGAAGGUGCAUGCAACAGAGUCCCAGUAAUAGCAGAAACUGGUGUCAAAUCCACUGUCUGUGGACCUGAAUCAUUUACUGCUGAUCAUAAACCAUUGAUGGGGGAAGCCCCUGAGCUUCGUGGCUUUUACCAUGGCUGUGGAUUCAAUUCUGCAGGUAUCAUGCUUGCUGGAGGGUGUGGCCGAGAGUUGGCACAUUGGGUGGUUCAUGGUCACCCUGAACUUGAUAUGUAUGGAUAUGAUAUCAGGCGCUUCCAUUCAUCGAUAACACCCAAUCAGAAAUGGCUCAGAGAAAGAAGUCAUGAGUCCUAUGCAAAGAACUAUUCAAUGCUUUUCCCACAUGAUGAGCCCCUUGCUUCCAGAAACAUGCGAUGUGAUCCUUUUCAUCAGGUUCUGUUAGAUAGAGGGUGUGUCUAUCAGGAGCGUCAUGGAUGGGAAAGACCAGGCUGGUUUGUUCCUAGUGAAGUAGCUGAGGUGAGGGAGUAUGACUACUAUGGGGCUUAUGAUGUGAAAGAACACCAGGAUUAUAAAUACAAUGAGUUACUGGGUCAGGAUUACACUUUUGACUUUCCACCACAUCAUGACAUUAUUGGAAAGGAAUGCCUUGCUUGUAGGGAGAGGGUAGCUGUGUUCAACAUGUCCUACUUUGCCAAGUUUUAUUUGACUGGACCUGACGCACAAAAGGCAGCUGACUGGAUUUUCACAAAUAAUAUGGCAAAACCACCAGGGUGCACAACUUACACAUGUAUGACAAACAAAGAUGGUGGCACAGAAGCUGACAUCACUGUGAGUGUCUUGGAGAAUGGUGAUGGAUCAAGUAUUGUAAAACCAAAAUUUGAGGGUGAUGGAUUCUACAUUGCUGUUGGUGGUGGUAUUGGUCAGCAUGGUUGGUGUCAUGUGCAAAAUAUUCUUCAAGACCAACAGUACAAUGUAAAGUUUGAAGAUCAUUCAGAGAAAAUGGGGAUGUUGAGUGUUCAAGGGCCCAAGAGUCGUGAGCUGCUUCAGUGCCUGACCUCCGCAGAUCUCAGCAAUGAGGCAUUUCCUUUCUCCACGCACAAAAUCAUCAAUGUUGCUGGCCAUGAUGUUCGCACCCUAAGAAUCACUUUUGUUGGUGAACUUGGUUGGGAAUUGCACAUCCCAAAUGACUCCUGUGUACCUGUUUACAAAGCACUCAUGGAAGCAGGUAUAGAAUUUGGUGUUGUGAAUGGUGGCUACAGGGCUCUUGACUCACUCAGUGCAGAGAAGGGCUAUAAACAUUGGCAUCAGGAUUUACGACAUGAUGACACCCCACUUGAGGCUGGCUUGGGAUUUACUUGCAAACUGAAGUCAGAUACCCCAUUCCUUGGGAGAGAAGCUCUUGAAAAACAGAAAGCUGAGGGUCUCAAGAAGAAGCUAGUUUGCUUUACUAUUGAAGAUCACAAAGCUCUUUUGGGUCUUGAAGCAAUAUGGCGAGAUAAUGAAGUGGUUGGUUUCAUCCGAAGAGGAGAGUUUGGAUAUGCUAUCGGCAAAAGCCUGGCUUAUGGAUAUGUGAGAGAUCCUAGUGGAAAACCUGUCACAACAGAGUUCUUGAAGACUGGAAAAUAUACCAUUGAAUCUAUGGGAGAGCUAUUUCCUGCCAAAAUACACCUGAAAGCACCUUUUGAUCCAAAAAAUCUUAGAGUACAAGGAGUUUAUGAUGAUGAGGCUUGCCCAAGUUAUGGCACUGCUUCCAAUUGACUCUGAUAUCAUAAAAUUGUUGUGCACAAUUUUGUAAGAUAAUAUAUUUUAGCUGGCUGUCACUAUUUUCUUUUUUUUUUUGUGGGGCAUGACAAGAGUAAGUAAAACUGACAAUUUUCUGUAUCUAUCUGUUGCAGUUUUUAACUUGUAAUAUCCAAUCACUCUGAGGAGACAAGGAACAAUUUAUUUGCAUGAGCUAAAGUUCAUCCAGGCUGUACUAUACUAUCACUCAAACCCUUAACACAUAUAUUUCAACAAAAUCAACACCAAAAUCCUUUGUUUUCUAAAUUGAUGUUGAGUUUUGGUGAAUUGCACUAGGUUUUUUACUUAAUACAGUGUUAUUCUGUGUCUACCUACAUGCAAUUUCAUCUAGUCAAGCCGUGCUUAUCUUUUCCAUGAUGGAAAUUAAUGUCUGUAUAGAACUAUAUUCCAUAAAGUGGCAAAUCAGAGAAGGGACUCUCUUUAAGCUAGACCGCCAAACUAUCCUAGAUUCUUUUAAGGUCAACUUUGUAACACAUUUAUUUUUUUUUCUUUUGUUUUCAAUGUCAAAAUUCAACUUUGAUUGAUUGCGUCUUGAUAUAAUACAAUAGAGUAAAUGGUGAUAUUACCUAAAAUUGUAAAUAGAAUACGCAAACAUAUCUGUCAGUAUUGGAGGGGCACAUAGAACUGUUUACUCCGUACAAGACAAAAAAUAAUUAGCUGAUGAGCCAGAUGGCGUAGUUUUGGGUAAAAUAAAAGACAAAGCCAAAGAAAAAAAUACUGGUCCUUUUUUAUUUUACUCCUUUUGUAACAUAUGUUUAGUUUGUGCAGUAUCAUUUAAGGAAAUUGUUCACAACUAACUGAACUGAACCCAGUUGAGAAAAGGAUGGAUAAUGCUAUCUGGUGGAUAAUCACAACCCAGUGGAUGAGUGGUAAUAAAACAAGCUGCACUAUCCACCUGAUAGAGAGUUAUCAAGUGGGUAGCAUUAUCCACCCCUCAAACAUGGUCUUGAACUCUCACAGAGUAACCAGGUCAAAAUAAGAAUUUCAUUCUACUUCCCUUAUCCAAAUUGCAGCCUUAAAGGAUUUGUAACUCUAUGGUCAAAGUAUGUGGUGUCUCUAAGCAAAUAUUUAACUGCAAAACCUUUCCCUCUCCAAAAGUUAUGAGGAUUUAUUUCAUAAUAAUUGAAAAGUCAGGUUACAUAGUUUAGAGUGUAUUCACCACUGAAAAAAAUAUAAACAUCAUUUAAUGAUUAGAAAAGGGUGUCUUGAUAUACAUUACAGGACUCUGGUAAAAAUAAAGGAGCAGAUGUACUGCUGGAUAAUAGUUCCCUUUCUUCAAUUUUAAAGUUUGGUUUUUGAAAUCUGUGAAAAGAAGCUAUGGGUAGACCCUAAAGUUGUACUUUUGCUGUUCAAUAAUAGUCUUUCAGUCUAGAAAAAUCCAAAAUUUAAGUAGUGGUAAUAGUACAUUUAAUCCUUUUCAUCUUAAUAUCAGUAUGCAUAUUCUCCAUACUGUUCUCGAUACAUUUCCUAAGGUGCUGACAAGGAGGAAUUUUGAAACAAUUAAGAACUUUGGGGUUAAUUAUCAUAAUGGUAGUAAUAAUUAGAAUGCUUUCCAUUAAAAAAUCUGCAUAGGACACCUCCAAGAAAAAUUAUAAGAAGUUGAAAAAUGUCCACUUGUGCUCUGAGAAUUACUGUCAAAUCCUCAAAACCACAAACACCUGGAUAUGAAUAUUAACAUGUUCUGACCAGUGACACUGGACAUUAGGGCAUACAGGUACCAAAAAACAAACCAGACUACUGAUGG
Molecule: messenger RNA, 4677 nt
Organism: Pocillopora damicornis (cauliflower coral)
Lineage: Eukaryota; Metazoa; Cnidaria; Anthozoa; Scleractinia; Pocilloporidae
Product: sarcosine dehydrogenase, mitochondrial
Cellular component (GO): mitochondrion
Molecular function (GO): protein binding
Source: RefSeq, a predicted model, not a curated record